UCUUUCAUAGAUUUGUUUUGUAGAAAAAGAUGAAUUGAUUUGUCGGUAAGGAAUUGAUUUGUCUGUUGCUCAAAGCUCAGAAUCUGAAUGGAACCAUUAGCAUCAAUCUACGAACAUGAAACCGACGACAUAUUCACCGACGCACUUCACCACUAUUCCGCCGAUUCCCCGCCGGAAACUUCCACCUCCGAUUCCACCCUUUCACAUUCUAACCCCAUCUCCUCCCAACCUCACGAUCCCCAUUCCAACCCACCCUCUCCCUCUCCGGCCACCACACUUCGCCGCCGGUCAAUUCGUCUCAGAAACAACCAAUCCUCCGAUUCCACCACCAAUACCGAUUCAACAAAUGUUACCAAAAAAAGCUUCCGACAUCACCCAAGGUAUAGGAAUCUCAAACAAGAUGAGAAUUUCACCGCGAAACCCUAUUCCGAUGAAGCGAACAACGAGGAAUCCACCGUAACUACAGCUACAAAUGACGCUGAACAUGAAGGUUCCGUUGACUCGGCUUUGCGAAACACCGAUUCGAAUUCGAGUUUUCUCGAAUUGGUAGUAGAGUUAGUGUUAAAGGCAUUAGGGUAUCAAAUCAAGUUAAUCUUUAUGUUUGUAAGUUUUCCAUUGCUAUUCAUGUUUCGAUGUUGCUUGUUUUUCAUGGAUCCUUUUGGGACAAGAAAAAUAUGCAAAAGUAUUUUCUUUGGGAUUUUGUGCAGAGUGUGGAGUUCUAUGUUUGGAUCCAUUAAACCCUAUGUUAGGAAAUAUUUUAGAGGGAAUGAAUCAAUUUGGAGUGUAAUGUUUAGGUUUGGAUGGGGAUUGUUAUUGUCACUUUAUGUUUGUUGUAUUUUGAUUGGUUUGUUAGUUUCUUCGUUUGUGUUUAGUGGGUUUUUGAUGAAGUGUUUCGUGGAGAAGCCGAUUCAGAUGAAGGAGGUUUUGAAUUUUGAUUAUACGAAGCUUAGUCCGGUUGCUUAUGUUCCUAUAAUAUCAUGUGAUGGUGUUGUUAGAGGGAAAGAUUCCGAGAAUAAUGUUGAUGUUGGGAAGUUGAUGAUGAUGGGUGAACGGGUUAUACCUUCGAAACACCAAGUACAAGUUACGGUUUCUUUGAGAGUGCCUGAGUCGGGAUACAACAGAAAUCUUGGAGUUUUUCAGGCCAGGGUGGAUUUUCUAUUGUCUAGUGGUAAAAAGAUUGCAAGUUUGAGUCAACCUUGCAUGUUAAGAUUCAGAAGCGAACCUAUCCGCUUAAUCAUGACUUUCCUCAAGAUUGCUCCUCUCAUUACUGGCUAUACAUCUGAAACCCAGAUUCUGAAUGUCAAGAUGAGAGGUUUCAUUGAAGGGAAUAUACCUACUUCGUGCUUGAAAGUGACACUCGAGCAACGACCAGAGUAUCAACCGGGUGCUGGCAUUCCUGAAUUAUAUGAUGCAUCUCUUAUUGUUGAGUCUGAACUUCCCUUUUUCAAAAGGAUCAUUUGGCAUUGGAAGAUGAGCAUAUUUAUUUGGAUCGCAAUGAUGUCGCUCUUCACAGAAUUGAUUUUUGUUCUAGUAUUUUGUAGGCCUAUAAUAAUUCCAAGAACAAGGCAAAGGGUAGCGGCAUCUGCUCGUGGUCCUGCAACUUCGGCCAGUCUUCAGACACAAAGUUGAGACUUCUAAUUUCCAUGCAUUGUUGCAAUGAUUGUAGUAAGUUUCUGUUAACAGUUCAACCUUGCAUAUUCUGACUUGUAACCUAUGUGGCAAUAAUCCUAACAUCUCCUUCUUUUAUUUUUCCUUCUCUUUUAAGUUUCAUUUGUAAUUACGAUGUAAAUUUUUAAUGCCACGAUAUGUAUAUUGUAAUUAUUUUGUUAUAAUGUCAGAAAUUGAAUUUUUGCCGACCUGUUGCUGUGAUGACAACGAAGAAAAUAUUCAUAUAUCUGUUCUAUUAUUGCAUUUGGUCCAUAAUUGAGCUGAACUUCACAAAUUUUAACACCAAUAUGCAUGAAAGAUAAGAAAAAUAUGCACUUUUCGAAACUCUUGUG
Molecule: messenger RNA, 2000 nt
Organism: Vicia villosa (hairy vetch)
Lineage: Eukaryota; Viridiplantae; Streptophyta; Magnoliopsida; Fabales; Fabaceae
Product: seipin-2-like
Exons: 2
Coding region: 88-1629 (513 amino acids)
Biological process (GO): lipid storage; lipid droplet organization
Cellular component (GO): endoplasmic reticulum membrane
Source: RefSeq, a predicted model, not a curated record